GAGGCCGAGGCAGGCAAAUCACCUGAGGUUGGGAAUUCAAGACCAGCCUGACCAACAUGGAGAAACCUCGUCUCUCUACUAAAAAACAAAAAAAUACAAAAUUAGCCAGGCGUGGUGGCAGACACCUGUAAUCCCAGCUACUCGGUAGGCUGAGGCAGGAUAAUCACUUGAACCCAGGAAGUGGAGGGUACAGUGAGCCGAGAUCGUGGCAUUGCACUCCAGCCUGGGCAACAAGAGCAAAACUCCGUCUCAAAAAAAAAAAAAAAAAAAAGGAGGGCAGGAAGACCUACUGAAAGCCCCAUCCUUGGAGCCCUGGCAUCUCACAGCACCUUAAGCUUUGCCAGUCCCUCCAAUACAAAUUGCUAUCAACUUUGAUCAUUUUUACAAAUAUUUUUCACAAAUAGGAAAUUUAGGAAAUUCAGUGCAUUGGCAACUUGUGAGUACCUUUUCAGUGAGAUUCCUGGAGGAGGAAGACACCAAAAGGAGGGGAAUUUGGACAAGAGGACGGGAGGGAGGAAGAGUGGAGGAAAAGCUUGGCCAGGUGUGGUGGCUCACACCUGUAAUCCCAGCACUUUGGGAGGCAAAGGCAGGCAGAUCACCUGAGGUCAGGAGUUCGAGACCAACCUGGGCAACAUGGCGAAACCCAGUCUCUACUAAAAAUACAAAAUUAGCCGGGUGUGCUGGCAGAUGCCUAUAGUCCCAGCUACUCCGGAGGCUGAGGCAGAAGAAUCACUUGAACCCAGGAGGCAGAGGUUGCAGUGAGCCAAGAUUGCACCAUUGCACUCCAGCCUGGGCAACGAGAGCAAAACUCCAUCUCAAAAACAAAACAAAACAAAAAAAGUCCAGGCGCAGUGGCUCAUGCCCGUAAACCCAGCACUUUGGGAGGCUGAGGCGGGCAGAUCACCUGAGGUCGGGAGUUUGAGACCAGCCUGACCAACAUGGAGAAACCCCGUCUGUACUAAAAAUACAAAAUUAGCCAGGUGUGUUGGCACAUGCCUGUGAUCCCAGCUUCUUGGGAGGCCGAGGCAGGAGAAUUGCUUGAACCUGGGAGGCAGAGGUCACGGUGAGCCGAGAUCACGCCAUUGCACUCCAGCCUGGGCAACGAGCAAAACUCCGUCUAAAAAAAUAAAAAGAAGAAGAAGAAGGAAAGGCUUGAAGCUGUUGAAGCUGGCGUGGGGGAGGAUUUAAUGAGGGGGCGGAGCCCAGAGGGAUAACGGACUGAGGGAAGCAUGUGACCUCCAAGCUGAGGGGCAAUGGGAGUCAUGGCAGCCAUGGUGGUCAGGUGGAGAUGACGGGCAGCAGCGUCUUCGACUACAUUCACCCUGGGGACCACUCAGAGGUGCUGGAGCAACUGGGGCUGCGGACGCCGACGCCCGGCCCCCCAACCCCGCCCUCCGUCUCCUCUUCCUCCUCCUCUUCCUCUUCGCUUGCAGAUACCCCCGAGAUCGAGGCCAGCCUCACCAAGGUGCCCCCCUCCUCCCUGGUCCAGGAGCGCUCCUUCUUUGUCCGCAUGAAAUCCACGCUCACCAAGAGGGGGCUGCACGUCAAGGCCUCAGGGUACAAGGUCAUCCACGUGACUGGGCGCCUUCGGGCCCACGCCCUGGGCCUUGUGGCCCUCGGGCACACGUUGCCCCCGGCCCCCCUGGCUGAGCUGCCACUCCACGGACACAUGAUCGUCUUCCGUCUCAGCCUGGGUCUCACCAUCCUUGCUUGUGAGAGCAGAGUCAGCGACCACAUGGACCUGGGGCCCUCAGAGCUGGUGGGCCGCAGCUGCUACCAGUUUGUCCACGGACAGGACGCCACGAGGAUCCGCCAGAGCCACGUGGACUCGUGCCGGGGGCUUCGUGUGGCUGCAGUCUGUGGCCACGGUGGCUGGGAGCGGGAAGAGCCCCGGGGAGCACCAUGUGCUUUGGGUCAGCCACGUGCUCAGCCAAGCCGAGGGUGGCCAAACUCCUUUGGAUGCCUUCCAGCUUCCAGCCAGCGUGGCCUGUGAGGAGGCAUCCAGCCCGGGGCCAGAGCCCACAGAGCCGGAGCCUCCGACGGAAGGGAAGCAGGCUGCCCCAGCGGAGAACGAGGCCCCCCAGACCCAGGGCAAACGCAUCAAAGUGGAGCCCGGCCCGAGGGAAACCAAAGGCUCCGAGGACAGUGGCGACGAGGAUCCCUCCGGCCACCCGGCCACACCACGGCCCGAGUUCACCUCUGUCAUCCGGGCAGGGGUCCUGAAGCAGGACCCGGUGCGGCCAUGGGGCCUGGCGCCUCCCGGGGACCCCCCGCCCACCCUCCUGCACGCGGGCUUCUUGCCGCCGGUGGUGCGGGGCCUGUGCACGCCCGGCACCAUCCGCUACGGCCCCGCGGAGCUGGGCCUGGUGUACCCGCACCUGCAGAGGCUGGGUCCGGGCCCCGCGCUCCCGGAGGCCUUUUACCCGCCCCUGGGCCUGCCCUACCCGGGGCCCGCGGGCACCAGGCUGCCGCGGAAGGGGGACUGAGGACUGGCAGAGCUGCCGGCGCUGGACCCUGCGACAACCGGGGUCCCCCAUGACAGUAGGCCCGGCUCUGCCCGUAGCCCUGAGAAUUAAACGCCGGCUCUCCCUGCA
Pan troglodytes (chimpanzee) is the source of this 2594-nucleotide messenger RNA. It is a transcript of the gene NPAS1, whose product is annotated as neuronal PAS domain protein 1. Gene Ontology annotation, molecular function: protein dimerization activity; RNA polymerase II transcription regulatory region sequence-specific DNA binding; DNA-binding transcription factor activity, RNA polymerase II-specific. The transcript is spliced from 8 exons. Lineage: Eukaryota; Metazoa; Chordata; Mammalia; Primates; Hominidae. Gene Ontology annotation, biological process: regulation of transcription by RNA polymerase II. The record is from RefSeq and is a predicted model, not a curated record. Bases 1289 to 1993 code for a protein of 234 amino acids.